GAGAAAGUUGGAAAGAGAGAAGCUGAAAGCAGAUCUCCUUCUCUCCCUACAAGAGAAACUCACCCUUCAGAAUCAGAAUUAGACAGGAUUUACAAUGGAAGUGACUAUGUUACGACGCCGUUUGUGGUCUGGUACACAUCCAAAAAACCCCAGCUGGAAAUUUCCUUCCUUUCUGCAAAAUCCUUAACUCUCGUUUCAAAGUUUGGAGCUUUGAGUUCGGUUGGUGACCAAAACCCCCUAUUCUACCCCAAUCAUCGUCCACUUUCUCUACCUCUGGCAGUGGUCGCGGCAGAGGAGCUUGAAAGUGUUGCGAAAACUGUUCCUAAUAGUGCGCCUGCUUCUGUGAUGCACUUUGCUAAUUGUACAGUUCUUCCUCUUCAGGUCAGUGUCACUCUCAUCUGUAAUCCUCGUGAUCUCAAACUUACCUUACUUACAAGUGCACUACAUGUAUAAUUUGUUCUUUUGUGCUCGGAACUUUGGAACAUUCCAUUAAAUUGGAGUUUGUUUGUUUGUUUUUUUUUUUUUUUUUUUUUUUUUUUGUUUCUUAUUCAACUGGAGUUUGUUAAUAUGUAUGUUGUACCAUACAAGCGCAUCUCGUUUCUUGUUCUUCUGUUACGCUUCUUUGUCAUGUUUCUGUAUCUGUUUGCCAUUUCGGUUUCCUUUCUCAUGUGAUCAUGUUUCUGGUUUUUCAAAGAGGCUGGAUUAGUACCAAAUUAAAGAUACUCCUUACCACGAUGAUAUUUUUUAUGAUAGUAAAAUUGUGUGCUUUGAAUGAUGCACGAAAUGUUUACUAUCACUUGUUAACAUCACAAUGCAGAGCAACCCUGGUUGGGGAUUUGACAAGAAAUUCCAAAUUUCCAAUUAGGGGAUAAGCUUGUCCGGGCGGUUUCUGAACAAUACAAAAGCUAGUUUCUAGGGAUGAAAUUGUGAGUAUUGAGAUCCCUUUUGAAUUUAUAUGUGUAUGUCGAUUCAAUCUUUCAUUGAGACAAUCCGAUAUGCAAAAGCUGACUAUAUUAAUUUUUCUUUUUUGGAAAAUAAGCAGGAAUGUUUUACAAGAUUUUUUUUUUCAUCUUGAACUAGGAUAUGAACAUAUGCUUGAUGUGCAGUGUUAUGGAACAGCAAGGAAAAGAAUACGAGACAUUAAGGAUGGAUACAAGAUGAGACAGAAAAGGGACUCCCUAUAGAAUGAACUUUCUUCUUGUCCUUGCUGGCAAACUCUGGUUGUGUACGUAGGAGUGAAGUUCUUGUGAUCAAACCGUAAUUCACAAAGAAGCAUGAAAAAUGCAGCUUCAGUAAGUGAAGCUUGAAUGCUUUUUAGAAGGUAAAUCUUGGACUCUGACUAUGGACUAAAGUAUCACCCGUUAGAUUUUGCUUGAGAUAUAUGAACAAUAAUACCAGUGUUUCAGC
Messenger RNA from Rubroshorea leprosula, 1407 nucleotides. The record is from the annotation of a GenBank genome assembly. NCBI's taxonomy places the organism in Eukaryota, Viridiplantae, Streptophyta, Magnoliopsida, Malvales, Dipterocarpaceae.